CUUCAUUAAGCUUUCCUUAAACAAACGGGAAAGCAAACAUCAAGGGUUCGGUCUUACUCUAUAAAACCCUUCUUCAAUUCUCCUCUUCAGUUUUCAACUAAUAAUGGCUCCAAGAAAGGAGAAUUUCAUGACCAAAAUUUUGAGAGGUGACAAACAGACUCAAACUGCAAGUUUCUUGAAGAGAGAUCCAACCUUGAAGAAAAAAGCACUCGAGCUUCAAACAUUGUGCGACGUCUCCGUCAUCGUCCUACGUUUUGGUCCGGACGGCAGUGUCGAUAUUUGGCCUGAGAAUGAAUCACAAGUAAGAGACGGCGUUAUGCGUUACAAAGAAUUUGAACAAACAAGAAAAAAAGAGAGCAAUCUUUUUGAUUUCUUGGAAGACAAGAAGGCCAAACUUGUCAAGAAGAAAACCCGGUUGAUGAAAACCAAACUUAUCCAUACCUUGUCCAAACAUGUUGAUCGAUUGUCGGGUCGCGAAUUGACCGAUUUUCUUGAUUUUCUUGAAGAAAAGUUGAGGAACUAUCAAGAAAAAAUAGCGUCUCUUGCAAAAGAAGUGGAAUCCGCUAAUCAGCCUCAAGAAAACUGUUGCAAGGAUUGCUCAAAUUUCUCCUAUGGUGGUAGUAGUACAGUUACAAGGACUGAUGAUAAUAAUAUGUUUGGAGGCAAUUCUUGUUUAGGGGCAGAACAACUUAUGGGAGAUUUUAAUGAUCUUAAAUUUUGGUGGGAUGGUGAGAUCGUUCAAAUUUAAUUUACUCCAUUUAGUACUAAUUGGGUGUUUUUUA
Mercurialis annua (annual mercury) is the source of this 782-nucleotide messenger RNA. Its product is annotated as agamous-like MADS-box protein AGL75. Bases 104 to 748 code for a protein of 214 amino acids. The record is from RefSeq and is a predicted model, not a curated record. Gene Ontology annotation, molecular function: protein dimerization activity; DNA binding. NCBI's taxonomy places the organism in Eukaryota, Viridiplantae, Streptophyta, Magnoliopsida, Malpighiales, Euphorbiaceae. The transcript has a single exon.